CACCCCUUUCCCCCUUCCUCCCCGCCGGUGGUGACCGUACACCGACCGGAUCACAGACUCUUGUUGUCAGUCACUUUCCCGGCGAACAGACGGCAGCAGCAACAGCAGCAGGCGGAGCGGAGACGGCAAUCCCCCCACACGCACACAUCUACCCCACCCCUUUCAAAAAAAAACAACAAAAAAAAACGGAGGCAGGAGGGGAACAAAACCUUGCGGGACACCUGUGCUGCUGGAUUCCCUCUUUUGGGGCUUUCAUGAACAUUAUUAGAAACCUAAAUUCACACCCAGUUUUUGGGUUAUGUGGACGAGGAGCGGAGAUCAGUAAAACUGGGAUGUAGAUGCAGAAAAAAGCGGCCAAAUCUGCUUCGAUUGGACUGUGGCGAAGCCGUCGGCGGCACCACCAGUAGCACCAGCACCAGUAUUGGUCGGUCGGCGGAUGGAGAUGCGUUGUGAAGGCGGAGGGAUGAUGAUGAUGAUGAUGAUAUAGCAGGUUGCUGCAGGGUCGUGCCGCAUUGCCUGGCCGCCGCGAGCGACGCCGGGGAGUCGGUGAUGCUGUCGUCGUCAUUGUGCCACAGAAAGAGAGAGAAAGAGAGGAGAGGCUCUGACAUGGAGGGAAGCGGCUGUCUGUCGACUCCGAGCUCAGGCCGCCCGGAUCAGCAGGUUGGAUGUACCGCCUGAAGGCUGGAGGACCUGAUUCAUGAUAUACAUGGUGGGAAAUUGUGAUAAAGUUGAAUUCUUUGUGGUGGAACUGAUUUUUUUCUGUGCGCAAAAAGUGAAUGGCCCAUAUGUUGAUUAUGCAUCACAGGAGCAUCAUAGCAGCUGCGUGUGUGCCAGUUCAGGGUGGAUUACGUCUACAGAGCAGCAGGCCUCCAUCUGAAGUCAGCUACUGAUCAGGAAAGCGUGAAGAAAACACUUCAGUAUACUUUCUUACCCUGUUGCUGCUCCGGGGGUAACCAUUUGUACUGGUGUUUCAUUGGAAGCUGGUGUGGUGUGAUCCCCCGUGGAGGGACAGCUGUUGCAAAAGAUGACUCACUUACAGGCUGGUUUGUCUCCAGAGACCCUGGAGAAGGCCAAGGUAGAGCUGAAAGAAAACCCUGAGACUUUACACCAGGACAUCCAGGAGGUCAGGGACAUGAUCAUCACCAGACCGGACAUCGGGUUCCUCAGGACAGACGAUGCGUUUAUCCUCAGAUUCCUCCGAGCCAGGAAAUUCAAUCACUUUGAGGCGUUCCGGCUGCUGGCACAGUAUUUUGAGUACAGACAGCAAAACCUAGACAUGUUCAAGAACUUGAAAGCAACUGACCCGGGCAUUAAGCAGGCCCUGAAGGAUGGUUUCCCUGGCGUGCUCUCCAAUCUGGACAGAUAUGGCAGGAAAAUAUUGGUCCUGUUCGCUGCCAACUGGGACCAGAGCAGAUACACGUUUGUGGACAUACUGAGGGCUAUCUUGCUGUCACUGGAAUCUAUGAUAGAAGAUCCCGAGCUGCAGGUCAACGGCUUCAUCCUCAUCAUUGACUGGAGUAACUUCACCUUCAAGCAGGCAUCCAAACUGACUCCCAGCAUGCUGCGACUGGCGAUUGAGGGACUACAGGACAGUUUUCCUGCCAGAUUUGGAGGGAUCCACUUUGUGAACCAGCCCUGGUACAUUCACGCUCUCUACACCGUCAUCCGACCCUUUCUUAAAGACAAGACAAGGAAGAGGAUUUUCAUGCAUGGUAACAACCUAAACAGCCUCCAUCAGCUCAUCCACCCAGAGAUCUUGCCAUCAGAGCUUGGUGGGAUGAUGCCACCCUACGAUAUGGGGACAUGGGCUCGAACACUGCUGGACCACGCAUAUGAUGAGGAGACUGACUACUGUCCAGAGUCCUACACCCUAUCAGUACAAGACCUGGAGAGAGACCUGGAGAAAAACCUUUCCCCAAAGACCAUGAAGAGGUCUCAGUCGGUGGUGGAACCGGGAGUCCUGAAGCGACCAGACAAAGUCAAGAGCGAAGAAGACAACAUGCAGCCGCUGCUUUCGCUGGACUAAACCGUGCAGUCACAGCUCAAAAGCAUACUCAAAUCAAUAUUUACACACACAAAUACACUGACUUACUGUGCACAAGCAACACGCGCCCUGAAAAACACCUUCCUCCAGGAAAUGCUGCUGCUGCUACUGUUGGAUUCACCUUUUUCUCCAAAUCAUGGAAAAGCAAGCAGCAAGAGAUGAGAAGGACGUUUCCUCAGACUUAAGGGCAUCCUAAGAGCUACUGAUGGUGUUCUAUAUAUUUAUUUAUUUAGUUAUUUGUCAAGUGCCAAUUCCAGAAACUGUAAAUUAACGUCUUUAAACAAUCCAGUAUGGAGCAGGGAAGAGACGCUCAAGAGAGUGAGUUGUGAAAGUAUAGAGUGUUUACUGCACUUGUACAGGAUACAGAUGAUAAAGAAUGUGGAAAACUGAUCAUGAAACUUCAAAGAGGGCUUGGGGCCAGAGCUCUUGAGCUACAGUUUUUCCUUUUUUUGUACAGUAAUUUGAGGAAAAAUGCCCCAUAUGGGCAAGAAGCACGGCUCAGGAUCUGCAGCAGUGAUGGCGAUCAGCUUGUUUAACCUCCUGGACCCAAACUGGCAUACAGGCAGUGGGUUUACUGGGAGCUUAUUGGGUGUUUACUGGGGGUUUGGCAUCUUUCCUUUGAAAACAAUGGCCGAACUCUUGGUUCUCACUCCAGUUAUCUCUUGGAAAAGCAAACCCCCCUUUACGGUAAGAGUUGGCUCUAUGUAUCAUUUGGUUUUUUUUGUUGUUUUUCCUUUUAGUCAUUCUCUCGCUUGUUUCUGACCCAUAUGUCACAGAGCACAGCGCUGUCUUCUGCCAUUAGGGAUAACACAAAGUUGCUGUCUCUUAUUUUUAACAUAGACUCACAUAAUUACAUAUUUGUUUGGGAGACCAAAGAUGUAUUUUCUGAAUUUCGAUUGGACAAAUAAAUGAGGCAAAACUUUGUAGAAGCAAGGAAAGGCCAAGUGUAUUAUCUUCUCCUGUGACGUUGUGACACAUUUGUUGGAUGUAAUGGCAUUAACGAGCUUCUGAAAACAUAUUCCCAUCAUUUUAACACGGUAUGCGUAUUAGAUAUUUAGAGAUUAAAGCAUCACAUUGGUAUGUUGUUGACCGAUUAUUUCCACCUGUAUAAAACAAAAGCAGACUUUUUCCUUUUUUAAAUGAUCCCAGGCUGCCAUUCACAGUUUUUAAAUCCAUUUGAACUUAUUAUUAGUAUUUUAUAAGGCAUUUAAAAACCAGCUAUUUGUCGUUUGACACUAUAUAAUUACCAGAUUAAUCUGAAGAAUUAAAAUGCCCACAUCACUGUUUGAUGAGAAAAUUAUUCCAUUACCACUGUCAGGAAGUGCAAAUUUUAUCCUUUUUGUCUUAAGUGUUAAGUGUUUGGUUUGCAGCAUCUUUAAGGAUACCCUCUGAAGCAUGAGAGUGCUGUUAGAACAUCCUGACAGCACCUGAAUGCACCGAGACAUUUUCAAUGAGGUAAUUGGUUAACUUCAAUAAUUUAACAAUUCAGCUGAUAAUGACACACAGUCAUUAAUAAUUUAUUAAAUCCUGGAUUAGAGUUCAUUGUAUUGUUAGAAUGGCUGCAGUUAUUUUCUGUACAGGGCAGUUAAAAGGCUUGUAUUAAGUCCUAUUUCAGGCUAUCUGUCACUGAAGUGGUAACAGAGACUGCACUUGACAUUUUAAAAGGAUAUUAAGGCAAGUAAAUUGUUAAUGACUAAAGUCAAAACCAUCCCUAUAAACAGAUAUCUGUAUAAUAAUAUGCAUGAAACCAUCCCUUGUUUCCAACGGAUAAUCACAUUUGAGUUUGUAUGCAGCCAGGUAAAAAGUCAGUCAAGCAAUCAACUGUAGUCUGAUGAUAAUGUCUCUAUUAUUAGAUGUCUUAUUUCAAAGAUUCAGUUCAGCAGUCUAGCUCAUAGGUUCACCAACUGUAGUCAAAGUAAUACCAGCUGUCUGCUGCAUUUGAACCCUUUAACAUCCUGAAGCUCUGUCCAGCAAAAAAAUACCAAAUUCCCCCAUGUGAUGUUCUGCUUGUUUUACUUUUGCCUCUUUCACUUUGUUUAUUCCAUCUUUUGUGUUUUUUAGAUGGAGAAGGCUAACUAUAGAUACGAGGAAAUAACGAUAACAUAGUGCACUCAAAAUUAUGAUUUUUGAAGUGAUCCUCCUAAAAAGAAUCAGUUUAAACGCUGAUGAUGUCAUUAUUAUAUGUGUGGCACAGUCAGCUUUUACUCGAGUUGAGAGAAAAGUGUAACUUUCAAGUGCAACAUUUUAUACUAAAUUAUAAGAUUAAUUACUUUAGCAGUCAGAAAAUCGGGAACUGUCCUUUAGAAAAUAGUAUUUAAACUGACACAGUUUGUUAAGUUAUGUGGAAUUUCUCCAUGCAUGUAGCCCUGAAGCAGUUUGACAUACUUUAGUUUAGGUUCUUCCACAUCAACUAUUCACCACGGGCACACGAAGUGCAAAGGUGUGACAACCAAAAUGUUAAGAAGGUGGAGAGCACAGCGGGAAGGAAAUACGUGCCUCUGAUGGGCAGAGCAGCAGAGUGAGGCUGGCAAACAGACAGCCGAGCAGAUCACAGAAUAAAGGCCGGCAGGCAGGGGAGCAUGAGGUGGCCCGCUGCAACGAGAGCAGACAGCUGGAAUGUUAAACUAUCACACCAGCGCACACGACAUGUCAGCCCCGCUUACCGCAGCUCAGAGGCUCUACAGGCUGUAUCCUGUGCAAAGUCGAGUCAGACUUGUUCUUAAUGGUUUCUCCUUCGGCUCAGUGUGAUCCGUGUGCUUCCACUGAGGUUUAACAUCAAACACAGAGAGAUAAUAAUCUGGCAGUGUGAUGGCGAUACUGUGUUUUUACUGAAUAUGUGAUCAGCCUGAUCCUCUAAGAGCAGACAGUAGCUACAGAAACAGUUUGAAUAGGCUGUCAUGACACAUAUUAUUGUAUGAUUAAGUCCAUUGUAGGGUCUGAUUCAAUUUUUAUUAUAAAUUCAACCUUUGCUGCAUCUACUGCUCAAACUUUGUGUUCAAGGAGUAAAUUAUUUAUUUUCAGAAAGAGGCACAUAAUAUAGAGUUCAGACCAAACCUAGAUUUCCACAAGGUGUACAGGUGUAUGAUAUAUCUGUACAAGAAUUUUGCCAUUUGUACAAUUACUCAUUAUGACAAAAUCCAUAAAAUAUACAAUUGGUUCAAUAUUUUUUUCAUGCAACUAAAAUGCUGUGGAGCUUAUUUGGAACCAACCCGAUUAGUCAUCAUAUGCUAUGCGUUCAUUAUUUUAUUAUAUAACUGACCUUGGAUCUGUUAUUAAUAAUCCACUCAUACUGCUGCCAAUACAUAGUCAUCCUAGUACGUCAAACGUUGUCUUUUUGUCUGUGCUGUUGCACAAAUACCUAAAAGCUGCCCUCUGACGUUGGUAGCUUGACACAUCGGCUGUGGCAGAAUGAGACAUGAACAGACAGUGGUCCUGUUUUUGCAGAGCAGCAGACAGACAGUGGUGGAGUGACUCACCCAGGAGACCGCUGUCCACAUUUUAUUUUGCUUCGUUUACGUUAAUAGGCUGGUUAGGUUUAGGCAUCUCAAACUCCUUUUUUAGUCCAGUUGGCUAAGACGAUAUCUUGAUUUGUUUUUAAAUAUGCCAUUUGCAACAGUAAGCCUGGACAUGUAGGUCAUCCAUAUAAAUCUGAUGAAAAGACGUAUUUUAGAAGCACCCAUACAUAACCACUUGGGUGUGACAGACCUGUCUCAGUAGCUGUUGUAUUAUGGCACAGGUGGCAACGAACACCGUGUGCAUAACUGUGAGACUUCAGCUGCUUUCUCAAAAUGGCAAUAUUUGAUGCCCAAGGAAGUAGAAAGGAGUAUCUCUCCUGACAUCCCAUAAAACCAACAUCAGUAUUUCCUCUUUUGUAGAUGGAGACAACUUAAAUGAGUAUAUUUUGUUGUGUGAUGUAAUUGUCUUAGUUUGUCACCAAGUAAAACUACUAAGAAAACCACAAUCAGUACAAGGCUUUUAGAAAACUGGCUGAUGUAAUUGUUUUAGCAUCAGUAUUUGGUUUGAUUAUAAUGCUGAUAUUUGUAGACAGAAAACAAGAUCUUUGAUUUCCUUUAAUAAUCCGCUUGUAGUUCUAUUGACCAAUCAUGUUGAAGGAUGUUAAAGGCUUGUGCUGGACAGUGGAGAACAAACACAUACUUUUAACUACAAGCUCUAAACCAUAGGCAAUUAUUUGACAUUAAUUCAGGUUGUUACUUGCUUUUUAAAAAUUCAUAUUUAACUGUGUUUUAAAAGAAGCACAGGGAACAGUCAGAUAUUGACCAGUGUCCCCAAAAUCGAUAGAUUCCCAGAUUGAUUCUGAUGUCGCUGACAGCGGUAGUGCUUUUGCAGCCACAGUUCUUAGUUCAAAUGCCCCUGUGUUCUCUUUCCUGAGAAACAAACAUUGUUGUCAAUAUAUUUCUCCCAUUUUAAAUAUGAUUAUGGAAUAAAUACAGCAAAAGACAAAGGUCAUCCUCAUUUAUUUCUCAUGUACUGCAAAAUUUGAAGGUUGACAUACCUGCUAAUUUGUCUUUUUAAGCUAUAACUGACCAAUCACUGUUCAGGGGAUGGAUUAAUGAGAAGAUCAGUUCUCUGUAAAACCCAGUUUAGUCAGCUACAACUAAGUUUUUCUGCAACUGCUGCUUGCUGGGUUUUUGUUUCUGAGAGUCAAUACAAGUCAAGUUCAAUCUAGACAUUUUUAUUAACAACAGCUAAAAAACAUUUUUUAAAAUGAUCAUAAUCAUCUCUUCAACAUUGAACUCUAUUAAAAGGAAACUGCUUUUGAUACACUGCAAUCAUUGCAUCAUUAAAAGUCAUUUUAAGGGAAGAAACAUAAUAUGUGUUAUUUGAACUCCUUUUUUGAAGGCAGCACUCUUUCUUUACAGGAUUUUAGUGCCAAAGGUCCCUGUGACUUCUCGGUGCUUAUGACUGUGACAAAAAGGGUAAUAGGGAAGAAAAUUAUAGAAGAUUGCACUGGCAUCAUUAUCUGAACCUGCACACCGUCGUAUUUCCUACAGAAAACUCCAGAUAUGCUAUCAGCCUUAAUCACAAAAUGGCGCUGAAGCAGUAAAGAGGCAGCGCAGAAUCAGACAUGUGAGAUGAAAAGGAUUAGGUAAGCGCUGCAUACCACAACUUCUGACUGACAGCCAUGCUUCUGUGAUUACUUUAUCCAAAUUCACCUGCAGAAUAAUUGCAAAUACAAAUUUAAAAGUACAUUUCAUUCAUGUGAGAUUUAUUUGCAGUCAACCCAGGUUAAGCCUAAAUGUUUUGCAGCAAUCUUUGAAAACAUCAAAGCAUCAAAGAUUGGAGGAAAAUGUGAUCCACUUAAAUAUCAUGCUUUGUGUUACAGACCACAAGUCACAGGGGAGGGUUACCACAUACCUGCUUGGCUGUUUAAUCAUCCUUUUAAUUCACAUUUUAAGACAGCAACUUCAUUCAUCAGUGACAUCUGAUGAGUCGUUCAGACGCUGGUUAAUAAUUAGGAUUAAUACAUAAGGCAUGGUCCAUGUACCAUGUAUGCAGAUAAUAAUAAUUCUGACAGCGGAAGGCCUCACUGUACUUUGUUGUUGCAUGUUGAUUUGUACAAACACCCACUUUCACACAAUUAAUUACUUGCAGUGUAAUUACAUCAACUCCUGCUGUUUUUCAUCUUUAACAGGAAUAUAAUGGUUUGUAAGUGCAAGUGUAGCUAAACAAACUAAACAGUAAGUCAGAGGAUGGGGUUAAUAUUCAACUAAAUACUGCCAAGUCUCCGAGACUAAAAUGGUUAUCCUGCAAGAAACAAAUCACAAAACUAUGGAUGGUGCGCCAUUAGUAAUUCAUUUACUGGCUUAUUUUAGUCUUUCUCACAAAUUUACAGCUUUAACCUGGUUUACUUCCCUGCCUGGGUUCAUUCUUCAGUAUAGAGUUCAGCACAUUUCAUCACAGCUGCAUUUUACAAAUGUGUCCUUUUCUGAUGUUUGUUGUCAGUGCUGGAAUUAGUUCAUUACUAAUGAGGUAAAAGUCUAGAUUUGUUAUCAGUAUCAGUGCAGAUGUCAAAAAACAAACCUGAACUGUAUUUUCAGACCAUUCAAACUUAGAGUAUAAAUGGUCACAGUAGUUACUUGAGUAGACCAACUUCUGGCAGUCAUGAGGAUUUUUCCAAGAGCACUUUGCAAGUUUAAAAUUAUCAGUCACACUCCAAACAACAAAGUCUAAUCACCUUUUGUUCACACUACAAUAGAAAGCUGUUGUCAUCAUGUGUUUUGGUUGCUGGUUUUGUUCGCUAGAUGUUGUGGAUAUAUUUUUCACAAAACUCAUGCAGUAGAACAGAGCCAAUACAGUCUGAAUAAGAGAUUCAGGAGAAAAUGUAAAGAUUA
This is a messenger RNA of Haplochromis burtoni (Burton's mouthbrooder), 8397 nucleotides long. It is a transcript of the gene clvs2, whose product is annotated as clavesin 2. Bases 1025 to 2026 code for a protein of 333 amino acids. The transcript is spliced from 5 exons. NCBI's taxonomy places the organism in Eukaryota, Metazoa, Chordata, Actinopteri, Cichliformes, Cichlidae. The record is from RefSeq and is a predicted model, not a curated record. Gene Ontology annotation, cellular component: membrane. Gene Ontology annotation, molecular function: phosphatidylinositol bisphosphate binding.